This is a messenger RNA of Cuculus canorus (common cuckoo), 630 nucleotides long. It is a transcript of the gene PLAC8, whose product is annotated as placenta associated 8. Bases 160 to 495 code for a protein of 111 amino acids. The record is from RefSeq and is a predicted model, not a curated record. Lineage: Eukaryota; Metazoa; Chordata; Aves; Cuculiformes; Cuculidae. The transcript has 5 exons. Gene Ontology annotation, biological process: positive regulation of transcription by RNA polymerase II.
CAUAAUUGUGCAAAGCAGCCCCUAAACUAGUAUCUGAUCUACUAAUCAGAAGGAGCAAAGGUCAUUCACCAGCACAUAUAAAGCACAGGAACCAGGAAAAGACACUUGUUUCCUGAGACAAGGCUGGUUCAGCAGACCACAAACUACCCUGUGCUGGUGAUGGCCUCUAACUACAUGAUCACGGUCCAGCCACCAUCGUCAGGUGCCUUACAGGCAGGCAAAUGGCAGACAGGGCUGCUGGACUGCUGCUCUGACUUUGGCGUGUGUAUUUGUGGAGCCUUCUGCUUCACCUGUCUGGGGUGCCAGGUGGCUGCAGACAUGGAUGAGUGCUGCCUGUGUGGCCCCAGUGUGGCCAUGAGGACGCUCUACCGCACCAGAUACAACAUCCCGGGCUCCAUUCUGAAUGACUUCCUGUCCGUACUGUGCUGCCCCAUGUGUGCACUCUGCCAGUUGAAGAGGGACAUCAACCAGAGGAAGCAGUUGGGCAUAUUCUGAUGCUGCUGAACUCGUCGUACCCUGUGAAGCUGGUGUGGGCAGGAGUUGCCACUGCCCUGGCCAUUAGGAAAUGCACCACAGGAGGGUUGCCUUGAUUGUGGAUGAUUCUCCAUUCCCUGGGUAGAAUCAGCAAUA